This is a messenger RNA of Cyphellophora attinorum, 1074 nucleotides long. RefSeq lists its product as uncharacterized. NCBI's taxonomy places the organism in Eukaryota, Fungi, Ascomycota, Eurotiomycetes, Chaetothyriales, Cyphellophoraceae. The record is from RefSeq and is a predicted model, not a curated record. Bases 1 to 1074 code for a protein of 357 amino acids. The transcript has a single exon.
AUGCACUUCCAGAAGAUCACCUCCCUCCUAGCCUUGGCCUUGGCCAACGGCGUUCUCGCGAGCCCUAUCGAUGCUCAGGGCCCGCCGACUCUCCCUGGUCCACCAAAGCCCCCAGGACCUGGCCUUGUCGAUUCUCCGAAGCCUCAGCUGCCCACUACCAGCAGCACCGCGGGCCCCGGCCCAACUAGCACCAGUGGUCCGCCUCACGUGCCAGCGCCGCCGAAGCCUGAUGGAGACGUUGUUGUUCCUCCACCCGUCCUAAAGACCACUACGUCUAGCACCACGACAAUCGCCACGACCUCAAGCACUACGGCGUCGUCCUCUGCUAUCUUUCACUGGCCGGACUGGACCACGACCACAACCAAGAGCGCGACUACCACGGCUAGCACCACCAGCACCACGACCACCCAGUCUCUGGCAGCUACUACAACCGCAACGACCACGACCACCACGACUGCAAAGCCUCCCUUCCCAACCGGAGGGCACCCUCCGCCACCACCCUUCCCACCGUCAGGACCUCCUAAGCCACCACACGGUGCUCCUCCAGGCCCAUCCACGCCAGGCCAUGAAGCGCCCCCUCCACCACCAGCUGGACCUCCCAAGCCGCCUGCCGGUGCUCCCGCCCCUCCUCCGCCACCAGGUCCUCCCGGCCCGCCCAAGCCCCCACCUGCGCCAAUUACCAAAACCGUCACUGAAACUCUAACUACUGUCAUCACGCACUGGGUCCCCCUCCCCACGCAGCCAGGCCAGCCACCCAAGCCCGGCGCGCCCACCGUGACGCUCAUCACGGAAACCCUCACAAAGACCGUCACCAACACUUACAUCACUGUAUCCGUACCUGAAGCUACGCCUGCGCCGCCUCCUCCGCCGCCAGCGCCCGUUACCGUGACUGUGGUUGUUCCGGGACCGCAGAAGACUGAGACGAAGACGGUGACGGUGACAGCGAAGCCGUCGUGGGUAUCGGGGAAGCCUGUUGCGCCGGCGGAGACGGUGACGGUGACUGCGAAGCCACCUCCCGCGCCUGCUGUCCCGACUGUGACGGUCACGAAGGGUGGGGAGUGGUGCCCUCAGUAG